Messenger RNA from Anguilla rostrata (American eel), 2515 nucleotides. Its product is annotated as voltage-gated hydrogen channel 1-like. Gene Ontology annotation, cellular component: plasma membrane. The transcript has 6 exons. Gene Ontology annotation, biological process: proton transmembrane transport. The record is from RefSeq and is a predicted model, not a curated record. Gene Ontology annotation, molecular function: voltage-gated proton channel activity. The coding region runs from base 894 to 1583 and encodes 229 amino acids. Lineage: Eukaryota; Metazoa; Chordata; Actinopteri; Anguilliformes; Anguillidae.
UUUAUCUAAUGACACAAUUUCACAGGCUAGUCAUCUCAGAAUGUGUAUAUUACGACCUCUUGGGGUAUAAAAUGGCAAUACACUCCUUUGUUUUACAUUUUCAAGAGCGCCAUCUGUUGGCUAUAAUGGAAACUAUUUCAGAACGGUCAGGCUGUUCAAAUAUUUCAGCUUCAUGUACGGUAACUUGUCCCUCCACGAGGCUUUGUAUACUAGCAGAGUAGGCUGCGUCAACACUUUCUGUUAGUGCUAUUAUAGUAAUAGUAGCUAUAGUAUUUUUAUGUUAACAAUAUGCCGCUUUUCUGGCAUAAAUCUAACCUUUUUGGCCUCGAUCUGCUGGAUGGAGGAUGGAGGUUGGGUAUGAAUGAAGCAUCACUGACGUGGAGAAAAAUACAACUUGAAAGAACAUUUAAUUAUUCACAAUGUUUUGCCAAAUUUAUUAGAAGGGAGACAUUGAAAUUGGAAUUGGAGUUCUACAUUUUCCGUUUUGAACCAUUCUUUUAAUAACCACGGAACCUGCAUGCACGAUUACUCUCCAUAAGUACUGUAAUCAUUACCUUCUCAAUAUAGCUGUUCGUCCGACACAUUAAUCCACGCAUGUAGAUGCAGGAAAUCACGAGUUCCUACGCGUUGAGAUUGCAGGUGUGUAUAGCCUAAAUAUAGCCUAGUAUCACCGCCACAAGUUCUGUAUUUCUACACUGCUCAACCGAGAAAACAUGCUUUCAAGCUCUUCACGAAGUUUUUUGAGUCAGCAUCGAGAUUUUUUAUGGUAAAAAUGCUUCAAUGAGAGAGCGAACUCGCAAAAUUGUUUACACCAAGAGAGAACGUGGUUCCAUAUACAAUACCGACUUUAAUGAGAGCUGGAGCAGUGAUUUGACACCUUUUGGGCAGCAACCAUGUUCCAUUACCUGAAGCACUUCACUACAGUAGGUGAUGAGCAACACAGCACCACCCAGUGGUUGGAUGAGGAAAAGCCUGCGUCCAAUGAGGACCUAGCAGUGGUGUCAGUACCUCAGGAUCAGGAGCCCCACAAUUUCCGGGAUUCCUUGCGCGGACUGUUCAGCCAUGAGAAGUUCCAGAUUUUUGUGGUAUGCCUGGUGAUUCUGGAUGUUGGGUUCGUCCUGUGUGAACUGCUCAUGGACCUGUCAAUCAUCGAAGCAGACAACAGGCAUAUUGCCCCCCGGGUGCUCCACUACCUCAGCCUGUCUCUGCUGACCUUCUUCAUGGUGGAACUGGCAGCCAAAGUCUUUGCCUACCGGCUAGAGUUUUUCAAACACAAAUUUGAAGUGUUUGAUGGGGUGGUGGUCAUCGUGUCCUUUGUGCUGGACAUUGUGUAUGCCUCCCAUGAAGAUGCCUUUGAUGCAACGGGUCUCCUCAUCCUACUCAGGCUGUGGAGGGUGGCCAGGAUCAUCAACGGGUUACUGGUUUCUGUGAAGAAUCGCGCUGACCAUAAAAUCCAGAAGCUGAAGGAGACUAACAAAGGCCUCAUCAUUCAGAUCAAUGAGCAGCAGGAACACCGCUCUAGAGUAGAACAAGAAAACAUCAGACUGCAAACACUUUUACAACAGCAUUGCAUCAACUUCUGAUAAUCAUGGGAUAAGCUAACAAUAUUUUCAUCAUCAUCUCACCAUCUCUGCCUCUGCACUAUAAUAUUCCAAUUUUAAUCGUAUUAUUUAUUACCCUAAUUAUCAACAAUCCUGCUUGUCAACAUUGUUUUGUUAAACAAAGGAUUUGACACACAAUAAAUAAUGUUUAGCUGGUUAGUUUCACCUCUUACAUAGCCUAUAUUAAGCCUGCCUAAUCACUCAAAUAACUAAACAUUCAGUGCCCUAUUAAAAAGCUUAAUCUUAGAGACCAGUAAUAUCUGAAUAUGUAGCUGAGAUUACACACUCUCAGGGUUUAAAAUUAACAUUCACUCCAUUAUUUUACAGUGUUCAAAAUUUCCUGUUGACAAGAAUGGGACUGGUUUCAGAGCGGUCAGACUUCAUAUAUUUUGAUUACAUGUACGAUAACUCUGGUCAUGAGGCGUUGUAUCCCAGCAGAGUACUUCAGAACCUUUUUGUUAGCGCUGUUAAAGUAAAUACAGAAUUUUCUGUUUAAACAAUAUGCCGAUUUUGUGCCGCAAGCUACCCAUUUUGGCCCCUAUCUAUGUGACAGAGGCGGGAUAUGAAUGUCAAGCGUCACUGACGUGAAGAAAGAAACAACUUUAAAGAACAGUUAAUUAUUCCUGGUUCAACAUAUUUCCCAAUUUAUGAGAAAUAACAGACAGUGGAAUUUGAGGUUUACAUUUUCAGUUAUAAACCUUUUUUUUAAACCUGUGACAGGGCAUGCACGAUUACUCUCCAUAAGUACUGCAAACAUUAACUGCUAAAUAGCUGUUCACCUGACAUAGUAAUCCAAGCAUAUAAACUGCAGGAAAUCAUGAGUUCCCACACAUUAAGGUUACAGGUAUGUAGUCUCUAACUUCAGUAUUUCUACACUGCUCAACACCCAAUAAAUAAAAAUACUGUCAACCUCU